Molecule: messenger RNA, 309 nt
Organism: Helobdella robusta
Lineage: Eukaryota; Metazoa; Annelida; Clitellata; Rhynchobdellida; Glossiphoniidae
Exons: 2
Coding region: 1-309 (102 amino acids)
Source: RefSeq, a predicted model, not a curated record
AUGACGGAACUACAUCAACUUAAACUGCUGCAGAAAGGCAACAGACAACAAUUAAGAAAACUCAGAAAACAAUUUCAUGUCAAAACUGAACAGCAAUCGGCCGUAAUUAACGCAAAAAUAGAAAACCAGAUGACAAGAAUGGAAAACAUCACGUCAAAAAUUAAACAGAAACUUGAUCGAAAGAUUGUCGGGUUAUUUCGCAAAAUAGAUAAACUUAAACAAGAACUGGAAGAAACUGAGGAAAUAAACUCCACACCUGCAAGCCACGUGACCACAAAAAUAUUGAAGGCACCAACAUUCGACGGAUAA